GAACAAGAGAGGAGCUUAUUAUUCAAUUACUAUAGCCCAACGUAGGGAAUCAGUGAAAGGAUUUUAGCUUAGUAUGGAGUAAAAAAUAUAACAGAUUCAUCAUAUGUAUAGUUUGAUAUGUGAGUUGCUGAAUCUUGGUUUUCAGGUUGUGUUCCCGAGCUUCGGGGAACGUUACCUCUCGACCCAGCUUUUCCAGUCGAUUCGAGAAGAGUGCGAGCAAAUGCAGCCCGAGCUUUGAUUUUCUUCUGUAAUUUCGUGACCAACAAGGAACCUCUUCUUUGAUUUAUUGCUGAUUGUUUUUCUUCUAAUAGACGUUUCUGCAGAAAUCUCUACGUCUACUGUGUAUAUUUACAAUUCGCAACGCAAUUUGGUGUUUGUUAUUAAUAAAGGCAUAAGAGGUUUUGGUCAAACGAAGAGUCUUCUUCUUGAGCACAAUUUUCGAGCGUUUUGUUUAAUGUACCUGGAAACUUGUUUAGCUUUCUCCCAAUGGAAUCCAUAAAUGAAAGUUAUGACGACUCUUCGAGUUUUGGACAAGACAGUCUCCUAUAUAAUCGUCCUUUCGCCUAUCUAUAUCUCUCCUUCCACUUAAAACUAUUGUACUCUGUGCCUGCUUCUUAUAUAGCGAUGAUAAGAGCAGGAUCAGUGGGAAAAAAAUCGACAUGUGAGUAUACUUAUUGGGACGACGGUGUUGGAGAAGAGGUGAUGGGUGACGAUAGUUGGGAUUACGAGGGACGCAAGAUCUCUCACAUAUAUGUUGCUUUCGACGAAGUCAUAAUGUCUAUUCAGUUUGGUUUUUUGGAGAAUGGAGCUCUAGUCCUGUCUAAACAGCAUGGUGGCAUUGAGGAGGGCUCCAACUUUCGUGUUUUGAGACUGAAUCAAGACGAAUAUGUAACUUGAUUAAGUGGAGUACUAAGAAAGCAUGGUGGAGGGAUCAGAAAUUUGACAUUUCGCACUAACGUCGGGGAGUAUAUGAUUGGACGUUCAAGCGACAAUUAUCCAAAUCAUUGGAAGAUAGAUAUUGAUCCGGCAAUAUGUGAUGAACGUGAGUUUGGUGGUUUCUUUGGGUCUAACAAUUUAUACCAUCUGACAUCGAUUGGUAUGUAUUUGAGACCCAUUACAAGUCUCGACAUGGUUGUUAAACGCGAAAACAGUUGACCAAGAAAGCCUUGUAGCCUAGUUCAAGUUGCCUGUUGAGUUUUAUCUUAAAUAAAGUAGCAUUUUUGGAUC
Arabidopsis thaliana (thale cress) is the source of this 1227-nucleotide messenger RNA. RefSeq names its product jacalin lectin-like protein. NCBI's taxonomy places the organism in Eukaryota, Viridiplantae, Streptophyta, Magnoliopsida, Brassicales, Brassicaceae. The transcript has 2 exons. The record is from RefSeq and is marked reviewed. Gene Ontology annotation, cellular component: membrane. The coding region runs from base 487 to 897 and encodes 136 amino acids.